Messenger RNA from Trichomonas vaginalis G3, 1416 nucleotides. RefSeq names its product ankyrin repeat and SOCS box-containing protein 4 family. The record is from RefSeq and is a predicted model, not a curated record. Gene Ontology annotation, molecular function: protein binding. NCBI's taxonomy places the organism in Eukaryota, Parabasalia, Trichomonadida, Trichomonadidae. The transcript has a single exon. Bases 1 to 1416 code for a protein of 471 amino acids.
AUGUCUGAUCAAGACAUUCAUCCAAAUAAAUUCAGUGAAUUGCGAAAUAUCUAUAAAUACCACAUCGAUUCAUAUAAUGCGCUGUAUCAAUUGAAAACGGAAAAUGAAGAAGAAAUAAACUCGAUUUACAAAAUGAUCAAGACAGAAUUGAUUGAUUCAAAGAAAUCUCUUCCAGAAAAUAUUAUCAAAGAUAUUUUAGAUAUCAUUCGAUAUAAUAACCGCUAUACAAAGUCAUACUUGAAACUUUCCAAACAUAUAUUUGAUGAUUAUAAUGUUUCGGAGGUCAAAAAUAUUAACUCUAUUGCAAACUACCUUUUUUAUAAAGAAUACGGAAUUAAAUUAGACAAAUCUGAUAAUUUCGAAAAAAUUAAAUCCGAAAUUAUCGAAAUUCAUACAGAAAAUACAAUUUACAGAGCAAUUAUGGAUAAUGACCUAGAAAAAUUCAUUGCUUUUACAGAAAGAGAUGACUAUGAUAAAGAUCAAAGACUUGAUAGCGAUUUAUAUCCACAUUCUUACAAUGGAUAUUCAUUACUUGAAUUAUGUUGUUACCACGGGGCUGUUGAUUGUUUCAAGUUAUUAAGAACGAAAUUUAGCUCAGAAAUCACAGUCAGAUGUCUAUAUCUUUCAUUUCUAGGAAGAAACAAAGAGAUAUUGAGUGAAUGUUUGAAAUAUCAAAAGCCAAGUCCAGAAUGCAUGAGAUAUGCAAUUAUUUCACACAACAUUGAUUUUGUAACAUUCUUGAUGAAUGAGUACAAUAUAGACAUGGAAAUAUUUUAUUGUGGAAUUUACAAUAAUCUUGAAUCAUUUUUAGUUUAUUUCGAUCAAACUAAUGAUGUUAAAAGAGUCUUUGUUUAUUCGGUAAUGUUCAAUAUUCCAUCACUUUGCGAAUAUUUCCUUUCACAUGGUGCAUAUAUCAACGAAAAAGUUAAAAACAUAUAUCCAGCUCUUCAUUUAGCAGCACAAUAUAAUUGUAAAGAAACAGCUGAAUUUCUUAUUUCACAUGGUGCAGAUAUCAACAAAAAAGAUAAUUAUGGGAGAACCGCUCUCUAUGUUGCAGCAGCUUAUAAUAGUAAGGAAACAGCCGAACUUCUUAUUUCGCAUGGUGCAGAUAUCAACGAAAAAGAUGAAAUUAGAAGAACACCUCUUCAUCAAGCAGCACAAUAUAAUAGUAAGGAAACAGCCGAACUUCUUAUUUCCCAUGAUGCAGAUAUCAACGAAAAAGAUAAAUACGGAUAUACACCUCUUCAUCAAGCAGCACAAUAUAAUAGUAAGGAAACAGCCGAACUUCUUAUUUCGCAUGGCGCAGAUAUCAACGAAAAAGAUAAUGAUGACAAAACCGCUCUCCAUUAUGCAACAGAACAUAAUAAAAAAGAAACAGCUGAACUUCUUAUUUCACAUGGCGCAAAUAUUAAUUAA